UCCUGUUUAAAGUUUACUUUCACUUUCCAGAUUUAGUGUCGCAGCUUUUUCUCUCCGUGUGAAGCUCCAGCUGAAGGUGGAGCUGUGACUCAUCAGGAAACAACUCACCUGAGUUGUUCUACGUCGACAUUUUGGACUGUGUGAAGAAACUACUGACUUCAGAUCAGAAGAUGAGUGGUUUGGAGGAAGAGGAGGACGGAGCAGAGUCUGUAGUAUCUGGCUGUCUGUCUAUGAAGAGUGACCGGUCCAAAGAUCCUCCUCCAAACUUCAGUAAUGAACCUGGACCCUCAGACACAAAAGUUCAGGACAACAGACAGAGAGCAGAGUCUGUAGUAUCUGGCUGUCUGUCUAUGAAGAGUGACUGGUCCAAUGAUCAUCCUCCAGUCUUCAGUAAUGAACCUGGACCCUCAGACACAAAAGAGAGGAAGAGGAGUGAUGUUUGUGAGGAGGAGCAGCCGUCCAGAUCCAGAACCAGAGCUGGACUGCAGACAGCCAAUCAGAGCAGCUCUGAACAAAUGAAUGUUGGUCGUCAGAAACAUAAGAUCAGGCUGAAGGGGACAUUUGAACGUGUGACUGAAGGAGCUGAAACAGGAAGUAGAACCCUCCUCAACAGGAUCUACACUGUCCUCUACCUCAUAGAGGGACAGAGUGAAGAGGUUAAUACCCAACAUGAGGUGAGGCAGCUCGAGACAGCUUCCAAGAAGAAGACCCUCCAUGACUCUCCAAUCAAGUGCUGCGACAUCUUUAAAGCCUUACCUGGCCAACAGAAACACAUCAGAGUCGUUCUGACGAGCGGCGUCGCUGGCGUUGGAAAAACCUUCUCAGUGCAGAAGUUCUGUCUGGACUGGGCCGAGGGUUUGGAGAACCAAGAUAUCAGUCUGGUGAUUCCUCUUUCCUUCAGGGAGCUGAACCUGAUCAAAGAUGAGCAGUACAGUCUUCUGGAGCUGCUCCGUGUUUUCCAUCCAACAUUACAGGAGGUCCCAGCAGAGCAGCUCGCUGGCUCUAAACUUCUCUUCAUCUUUGACGGCCUGGAUGAAAGCAGACUUUCACUGGAUUUCAACAACAAUGAGGCUGUUUCUGAUGUCACACAGAAGUCAUCGGUCAACGUGUUGUUGACAAACCUCAUCCAGGGGAAGCUGCUUCCCUCGGCUCUCGUCUGGAUAACUUCCCGACCUGCAGCAGCCAAUCAGAUCCCUCCUGCGUGUGUUGACAGGGUAACAGAAGUACAAGGCUUCGCUGAUGCCCAGAAGGAGGAGUACUUCAGGAAGAGAGUCAGUGAUGAAGAUCUGUCCAGCAGAAUCAUCUCCCACAUCAAGACCUCCAGGAGCCUCCACAUCAUGUGUCUGAUCCCAGUCUUCUGCUGGAUCACUGCUACAGUUCUGGACCACAUGUUGACUACAGACCAGAGAGGAGAGCUGCCCAAGACCCUGACUGACAUGUACUCACACUUCCUGCUGGUUCAGACAAAGAGGAAGAAGCUCAAGUAUGCUGAGGGACAUGAGACGAGUCCACAGGAGCUGACGGAGGCUGACGGGGAAGUUCUUCUGAAGCUGGGGAGGCUGGCGUUUGAACAGCUGGAGAAAGGAAACAUCAUGUUCUACCAAGAAGACCUGGAGCGCUGUGGUCUGGAUGUCACAGAGGCCUCGCUGUACUCAGGAGUUUGUUCAGAGAUCUUCAAAAGAGAGAGUGUGAUCUUCCAGAAAACAGUCUACUGCUUCGUUCAUCUGAGCGUUCAGGAGUUUCUGGCUGCAGUCUACCUGUUCCACUGUUACACCAACAGGAUCACACAGGUACUGGAGGACUUCCUGGGUAGAGGCUAUGUUAGUUCAUCCCUGGAUGUCUUCCUGGAGAGAGCCAUGCAGAAAUCCCUUGAAAGUGAAAAUGGCCACCUGGACCUGUUUGUCCGCUUCCUUCAUGGCCUCUCUCUGGAGUCCAACCAGAGACUCUUAGGAGGCCUGCUGGGUCAGACAGACAACAGUCCAGAAAUCAUCCAGAGAGCCAUCGACAACCUGAAGAAGAUGAACAGUUAUGGGAUCUCUCCUGACAGAAGCAUCAACAUCUUCCACUGUCUGACGGAGAUGAACGACCACUCAGUCCAUCAGGAGAUCCAAGAGUUCCUGAAGUCAGAGAACAGAUCAGAGAAGGAACUCUCUGAGAUCCACUGCUCAGCUCUGGCCUACAUGCUGCAGAUGUCAGAGGAGGUUCUGGAUGAGUUGGACCUGGAGAAGUACAACACAUCAGAGGAGGGACGACGGAGACUGAUUCCAGCUGUGAGGAACUGCAGAAAGGCUCGAGUUCAGGACAACAGACAGAGAGCAGAGUCUGUAGUAUCUGGCUGUCUGUCUAUGAAGAGUGACUGGUCCAAAGAUUAUCCUCCAGUCUUCAGUAAUGAACCUGGACCCUCAGACACAAAAAAGAGGAAGAGGAGUGAUGUUUGUGAGGAGGAGCAGCCGUCCAGAUCCAGAACCAGAGCUGGACUGCAGACAGCCAAUCAGAGCAGCUCUGAACAAAUGAAUGUUGGUCGUCAGAAACAUAAGAUCAGGCUGAAGGGGACAUUUGAACGUGUGACUGAAGGAGCUGAAACAGGAAGUAGAACCCUCCUCAACAGGAUCUACACUGUCCUCUACCUCAUAGAGGGACAGAGUGAAGAGGUUAAUACCCAACAUGAGGUGAGGCAGCUCGAGACAGCUUCCAAGAAGAAGACCCUCCAUGACUCUCCAAUCAAGUGCUGUGACAUCUUUAAAGUCUUACCUGGCCAACAGAAACACAUCAGAGUCGUUCUGACGAGCGGCGUCGCUGGCGUUGGAAAAACCUUCUCAGUGCAGAAGUUCUGUCUGGACUGGGCCGAGGGUUUGGAGAACCAAGAUAUCAGUCUGGUGAUUCCUCUUUCCUUCAGGGAGCUGAACCUGAUCAAAGAUGAGCAGUACAGUCUUCUGGAGCUGCUCCGUGUUUUCCAUCCAACAUUACAGGAGGUCCCAGCAGAGCAGCUCGCUGGCUCUAAACUUCUCUUCAUCUUUGACGGCCUGGAUGAAAGCAGACUUUCACUGGAUUUCAACAACAAUGAGGCUGUUUCUGAUGUCACACAGAAGUCAUCGGUCAACGUGCUGUUGACAAACCUCAUCCAGGGGAAGCUGCUUCCCUCGGCUCUCGUCUGGAUAACUUCCCGACCUGCAGCAGCCAAUCAGAUCCCUCCUAAGUGUGUUGACAGGGUAACAGAAGUACGAGGCUUCGCUGUUGCCCAGAAGGAGGAGUACUUCAGGAAGAGAUUCAGUGAUGAAGAUCUGUCCAGCAGAAUCAUCUCCCACAUCAAGACCUCCAGGAGCCUCCACAUCAUGUGUCUGAUCCCAGUCUUCUGCUGGAUCACUGCUACAGUUCUGGACCACAUGUUGACUACAGACCAGAGAGGAGAGCUGCCCAAGACACUGACGGACAUGUACUCACACUUCCUGCUGGUUCAGACAAAGAGGAAGAAGCUCAAGUAUGCUGAGGGACAUGAGACGAGUCCACAGGAGCUGACGGAGGCUGACGGGGAAGUUCUUCUGAAGCUGGGGAGGCUGGCGUUUGAACAGCUGGAGAAAGGAAACAUCAUGUUCUACCAAGAAGACCUGGAGCGCUGUGGUCUGGAUGUCACAGAGGCCUCGCUGUACUCAGGAGUUUGUUCAGAGAUCUUCAAAAGAGAGAGUGUGAUCUUCCAGAAAACAGUCUACUGCUUCGUUCAUCUGAGCGUUCAGGAGUUUCUGGCUGCAGUCUACCUGUUCCACUGUUACACCAACAGGAACACACAGGUACUGGAGGACUUCCUGGGAGAAGACUAUGUUAGUUCAUCCCUGGAUGUCUUCCUGGAGACAGCCAUGGUGAAAUCCCUUGAAAGUAAAAAUGGCCACCUGGACCUGUUUGUCCGCUUCCUUCAUGGCCUCUCUCUGGAGUCCAACCAGAGACUCUUAGGAGGCCUGCUGGGUCAGACAGACAACAGUCCAGAAAUCAUCCAGAGAGCCAUCAACAACCUGAAGGAGAUGAACAGUGAUAAGAUCUCUCCUGACAGAAGCAUCAACGUCUUCCACUGUCUGACGGAGAUGAACGACCACUCAGUCCAUCAGGAGAUCCAAGAGUUCCUGAAGUCAGAGAACAGAUCAGAGAAGAGACUCUCUGUGUUCCACUGCUCAGCUCUGGCCUACAUGCUGCAGAUGUCAGAGGAGGUUCUGGAGGAGUUGGACCUGGAGAAGUACAACACAUCAGAGGAGGGACGACGGAGACUGAUUCCAGCUGUGAGGAACUGCAGAAAGGCUCGGUAAGUCCAGAUGUGAUUAUCAUUUUAAAUCAGUGUGAAGCUGAGACCAUCAGUAUUAGAGUAAACAUACAGACUUUACACACAUGAACAAUAUAAAACUUACACACUAUAAAAGAUAAACCUGCUUAUUGUAAAUAAUUCUA
Molecule: messenger RNA, 4431 nt
Organism: Sander lucioperca (pikeperch)
Lineage: Eukaryota; Metazoa; Chordata; Actinopteri; Perciformes; Percidae
Exons: 9
Coding region: 171-4292 (1373 amino acids)
Source: RefSeq, a predicted model, not a curated record